Molecule: messenger RNA, 1060 nt
Organism: Paecilomyces variotii
Lineage: Eukaryota; Fungi; Ascomycota; Eurotiomycetes; Eurotiales; Thermoascaceae
Exons: 1
Coding region: 131-1030 (299 amino acids)
Biological process (GO): exon-exon junction complex disassembly
Cellular component (GO): exon-exon junction complex; cytoplasm
Molecular function (GO): RNA binding
Source: RefSeq, a predicted model, not a curated record
AUGAGACCGGUGAGAAGAGAGGAGUCGUGAGGGGAACGCUGUACAGUCUUGUAGAGUGUCGAGGGUGGAAGUUUGGAGUUGCUCUCCCGGCCCAGCGCGAAAAGCAUCGGUCGCGGGAAUCCCCGGAGCGAUGAUUGGCUGGCUAGCAGCCGUGACCACCGGCAACCUGGAACGCCCGAAGAGCCUCAAGCUUUCCGCCUUUGGAAGAACUGGAACAACACUUGGGAGCUUCACGUUCUCUCUUUCGCUGCCGUCAAUUAUCGUAUCGCGCUACACUUGCGUUUCAGGGCGCGAUACGCUGGCCACUCAGAAAAAAUCAGUCUGGUGGCCAUCGAACUCACCAGAAUUACCAGUCACCGAUUACAUCGGUUACGCACAUUGUCCCGAGACGGACCAAGAAAUGGCCUCUCCGAAUCCUCCUGCUCCCACAGCUGCGGGCAUCACCGUGGAUGCCGUCACUGGUGAACGUGUUAUACCCUCUUCUGUCCGUGCGGAUGGGACCAAGCGCCGCGAGAUUCGCAUCCGGCCCGGCUAUCGCCCUCCCGAAGAUGUCGAGCUGUACAAGAAUCGGUCCGCAGAAGCCUGGAAGAACAGAGGUAAAGCAGGUGUCCCUGGUGCGGAAGGAUUAGGUAGCAGCGACAAAGCUGCAGAAAAGAGCACUAGCGCUGUUAGCAACAAGAACGCAAAGAAGAGAGAGGCGAAGAAACGGGCAAAAGCAGCUACGGGCGAUGCAGUACCCAGCGACAACGCUGCAAAUGGAGACCAGUCGAAGCAGGAAGGCCAACAGCACAAGGCCGAAGAGGAGCCUCUGGACCCAGAGGCAGAGAAGGAAAAGAAAGCACGUGCUUUGAGGAAGAAGCUUCGUCAGGCUCGAGACCUGCGUGACAAGAAGGACAAGGGCGAAUCUCUGCUCCCAGAGCAGUUGGAGAAAGUGAUCAAGAUUCAGGAAUUGAUCCGCCAGUUGAAUGCGCUGGGAUUCGAUGCGGAUGGCGAGAAAAAGUUGGCAGCUGAAGGAAAGGAACAAGUUUGAGACUACUCAAGCACGAGUGGUUUUUCGAUA